Messenger RNA from Scleropages formosus (Asian bonytongue), 2508 nucleotides. Its product is annotated as GTP-binding protein Rheb-like. Gene Ontology annotation, biological process: signal transduction. Gene Ontology annotation, molecular function: GTP binding; GTPase activity. NCBI's taxonomy places the organism in Eukaryota, Metazoa, Chordata, Actinopteri, Osteoglossiformes, Osteoglossidae. The transcript is spliced from 8 exons. The record is from RefSeq and is a predicted model, not a curated record. Gene Ontology annotation, cellular component: membrane. Bases 387 to 941 code for a protein of 184 amino acids.
CGACGCUUUGCUCGCACGUUUUGCGAUAGUGUGAGUGAGUGGCGCUGCUGCCGGGAAUAGAUUGCAGUUUCCUCGACCGUGUGAACUGGAAGCUGGAAAAUUCGAACCGAUCUGGGGAAACACUUAGUUGCGUCAAGUCCAGAUAAUAUCGACAUUUGUUGAAAAAGAAGAGCGAAAUCCUUUGAACAAGGUCAGCAGUGCCGCACGGUUCGGCGCGAGCCAGGCCCGGCGGGGACAACGCGGUCGAACGGCUACGCCGAAGAAGUUUGUUGUUGUCACGUGACCCGAGACGAAUGUGGCGAUAAAACUUUUUUCCUCUCUCUCUCUCAAAAUUAGCGCGGUUUUGAUUUUUCCAUUAAUUUGAAUUGCUGUGUUACUUUUAAGGCAUGCCUCAGCCAAAGUACAGGAAAAUUGCCGUGCUGGGCUACAGAUCAGUAGGCAAAUCUUCCCUUACGAUCCAGUUUGUGGAAGGACAGUUCGUUGAUUCCUAUGAUCCCACCAUUGAAAACACUUUUAAUAAAAUUGUGUCUGUGAAUGGACAGGACUUCAAUCUGCAGCUGGUGGAUACGGCGGGACAGGAUGAAUACUCCAUUUUCCCCCAGUCACAUUCAAUGGACAUCCAUGGUUAUGUGCUGGUAUACUCUGUUACCUCUAUGAAGAGUUUUGAAGUCGUUCAAGUCCUUCACGAGAAGCUGCUGGACAUGGUUGGGAAAAUACAGGUGCCAAUUAUUCUUGUUGGGAACAAAAAAGAUCUUCACAUGGAAAGGGUGAUCAAGUAUGAAGAGGGGAAGAAACUGGCUGAUUCCUGGAAAGCUACAUUCAUGGAGUCCUCAGCAAAGGAGAACCAGACUGCUGUAGAAGUAUUCAAAAGGAUUAUUAUGGAGAUGGAAAAAGCGGAUGGGAUUACACCUUCACGGGACAAGCCGUGUAGAAUAAUGUAGAUGUUGCAGCAGGAUGGUAGUGGGUCCAUCUGCAGAAGCCAGGGGACACACCAGAACCCACCGUUCAUCACCAGCAAACAAUCAUACGGCACCACAGAAGCACCAUCUAUUGUCUCAAACUGCCUUUGGCAUACAGCCAGCCUAUCAGAGUGAAGAUUGAAAUAAGAUAUGACUCACUUGUACUGAUUCCGAACACAUCUCAAAAUAUGGAUAACAUUAUAAAGCACUGAAGCCAGAACUUCAAAACUAAUCAAAAUAGUCAUGGCUAAGUCUGAAUUAAAUCUGAAGGAUAGAAAGUGAAUCAGUUUUUUUUUGUAAAACUGCUAUUGUUCAUCUGCAUAGAAGGUGCUUUAGAAAUAGUUUGUUUUUGAAUUAAUUCACAUCAAAGGGUCAUGUUAACCUUAUUUCACUUGAAUUCUCCUAAAACCAAUAAUGAAAGAUCGUGAUCAAUAUAUUUUGUUCUAUCAAGGCCUCAUGCAACAAGUAUAUCUGACUGUUUUCAGUCUGUGUUAGCAGUAUAAGAGCCAGGCAGUUCUGAGUGGCCCAACUAUGCUUGGCCCACAGAACGUGGCCCGCUAUAAACUGUCAAACUGUAUGAUGAGACUGGAGGUUCAAAGUUAAAACUGCUGCAACAGUGUGACAGUGAGCAUGUGGUUUAUUGUAUGCAAUGUUAUCGAUCUGAAGGUUACAUUCUGGUUGCCUCUUACUAAACUAUUACUUGCCUUUAUCUCUGCUGUAUUGGUGUGGGCAGAUGACAAAGGGAUUUGUAAGCUGGAUAAGUUCAGCUUCUAUGGAUUUUUACAGCUAUUUCUCUACUGUAGCGUAUGAAAUUUGUACAAAAGUAUUUCGAAUAACUGUAAUCAUGUCUUGAUUUAACCCACUUCCUUUCCAUUGUGAUCAUCUUUGCUUUUUGUUAAAAGAAUGGCUCCAUAUUAUAAUUUUGCUGUUUUUUUAAGAGUAGUUUUACUAGAUAGCAAGUCAGCCAUUGUUUAAAAUAAAGGGUUUAGUUGUAUGUCAUGGGAUAUGAUGUCUUGCAUAUUUAGUCCCUAAUAAGCAGCUGGUCUUAGAUUUUUCACAAGUUGUUUCUAAAACAGUAUUUAUAUAUGAAAUGUAUAUAAACUGCUACUAGAACAACAGUUGUUUAGUUUGAGGCUGUACCAUAUGUAUUUAAGAAUAUACUUGACAACUUUUUUCACCUUUACCACCAGUUUGCCUUAGUACUUAAUGCAGAUAUAAAACCGCAAAUGUCAAUUUAUUUUGCUUGCAGAUAUGUUUGUAUUUAUUACUUUUCAAUUUUAUGUUAGAAUAGUUGUUGAAUAAUCAAAUGUUGACAGAUUUAUGGUGGAAGGUAGUGCUUGUGCUGGUGAGUGUCCUGUGCCUUAUCCAAACUAUCCCUACUUCCAUCUCAGAAUGAAGGUGCUCUGUUUGGUUUUCCUGCCUGGUGACUCAAACCUGAAAUCCACCGGUGUUGAGGUGCAACAACAUACUGACUCCAUAUGGCUGGAGUUUACAGCAAGCUUUGUGUAAAGUUUUGUAUAUACAAAUAAAUGUUCUUUAAAAAUGCACA